AUGUUCAUCUUAUUUGCUAUUGGUAGUAACAAGUAAUAAAGGACAGGGGUUAUUCAUUUUGAAUAUCGUCUAAUGUAUUAUAACGAAGUUUUCCAAAGUCACUUAUUUUCUUAUAUUUUUCAGUUUAUAUCCUUAAUAUUUAAAAAAUGGUGAGAACAAAGGCGGAUCGCGUCCCUACAAAAGCUGUUGGUAGCAAAGCACCACAUAAAACUACGAAAAGUACACCAAUUAAGAAAUCAAGUAGCAGUAACAAAGGAAAAAGUUAUUCAGGUGGUAAUCCGUAUCAUCCAAGGGAAACUCCAGAAUGGCAGAAGCCUAUUACAUGUUUUCUCAACCAAGGUUCUGUGAAUCAAUCUAAAGAUUUGUCAAAAGAUCAGGAAGCUGCUGGUGAAUGUCCUAGCCAAAUAGUAGAAAAUGAGUCGGACUAAAGAUGUGUAAAAUUGUUGUUAAAUUGUUAUGGUAUUA
Messenger RNA from Bombus pascuorum, 465 nucleotides. RefSeq names its product PCNA-associated factor-like. Gene Ontology annotation, cellular component: nucleus. The transcript is spliced from 4 exons. The record is from RefSeq and is a predicted model, not a curated record. Bases 147 to 428 code for a protein of 93 amino acids. Gene Ontology annotation, molecular function: chromatin binding. Gene Ontology annotation, biological process: translesion synthesis; regulation of cell cycle. NCBI's taxonomy places the organism in Eukaryota, Metazoa, Arthropoda, Insecta, Hymenoptera, Apidae.